AUGAUAUUUUUAUUUAUACCCAUUAAUUCUUUCUUUAAUCUUUUCCUCACACUUUUUUUUCAUGUCUCUCGUUAUGCUACUUGUCAUCUGGUCCUUUCGUCUUUCUUUCUUUCUUUCCUCCUUUCUUUCUUUCUUUCUGUCUUUCUUUCUUUCUUUCUUUCUUUCUUUCUUUCUUUCUUUCUGUCUUAUUUCUUGAUUGAUUUGUUCUCCUUUCUUUCUUUCUUUCUUUCUUUCUUUCUUUCUGUCUUUCGUUCUUUCUUUCUUUCUUUCUUCCUUUCCUUCUGUCUGACGUUCUUUCUUUCUUUCUUUCUUUCUUUCUUUCUUUCUUUCUUUCUUUCUAGGUUUCUUUCUUUCUUUCUUUCUUUCUGUCUGUCUGUCUUUCUUUCUUUCUUUCUUUCUUUCUUUCUUUCUUUUCUUUCUUUCUUUCUUUCUGUCUGUCUUUCUUUCUUUCUUUCUUUCUUUCUUGCUUUCUUUCUUUCUUUCGUUCUGUCUUUCUUUCUUUCUUGCUUUCUUUCUUUGUUUCUUUCUUUUUUAUUCUGUCUGUCUGUCUUUCUUUCUUUCUUUCUGUCUGUCUGUCUUUCUGUCUUUCUUUCUUUCUGUCUUUCUUUCUUUCUUUCUUUCCUUCUGUAUUUCUUUCUUUCUUUCCUUCUGUCUGUCUUUCUUUCUUUUCUUCUGUCUUUCUUUCUUUCUUUCUUUCUUUCUUUCUUUCUUUCUUUCUUUCUUUCGUUCUGUCUUUCUUUCUUGCUUUCUUUCUUUUUUUAUUCUGUCUGUCUUUCUUUCUUUCUUUCUUUCUUUCUUUCCUUCUGUCUUUCUUUCUUUCUGUCUGUCUGUCUUUCUUUCUUUCUUUUUGUCUGUCUGCCUUUCGCUAUUUCCUCCUUUUUUUCUUUUUCCCCUCUUUCUGCCGCUACUUCCCUAUAUUUUGGUCGUAACAUUUUUAUUUUUUAUUUUUACUUUCUGUCUUUUUUCAUUCUUUCUUUCUUUUCCUAUUUCCUCUUUUUUCUCUAUUCUCCUCCUUUCUGUCGCUAUUUCCCCAUAUUUGGAGCGUAUCAUUUCUUUCUUUUUUUUCUUCUUUUUUUCUUUUUUUCUUUCUUUCUUUUUACUUUCUUUCACCGAAAUUCUUGUCCUUCUUAUUUCUUUCUCUCUUUCCUUUUUAUUUAUUCAGUCAUAUUUAUUUAUUUUUAUUUUUUUCUAUUUUUCUUCAUCAUUCAAAUCUUCACACGUCACUUUUUUCUUAUUUAUUUAUUCAUUUAUUUAUUUCCCUCAUUUAAUAUUUUCAUCCGUUUAUUCAUAAGCCACCUUUAUUCAUUUAUUUAUUCAUUCAUUCAUUUCUUUGUUUCUUUCCUUCGUUAUAAUAUUCUCAUAAUCUUACUCAUAAAUAACCUUUAUUAUUUAUUUAUUCAUUCGCCGCUUUCUUAA
This is a messenger RNA of Acanthosepion pharaonis, 1416 nucleotides long. Lineage: Eukaryota; Metazoa; Mollusca; Cephalopoda; Sepiida; Sepiidae. The record is from the annotation of a GenBank genome assembly.